Messenger RNA from Tachysurus fulvidraco (yellow catfish), 878 nucleotides. RefSeq names its product chromosome 19 C11orf98 homolog (gene c19h11orf98). The transcript is spliced from 4 exons. Lineage: Eukaryota; Metazoa; Chordata; Actinopteri; Siluriformes; Bagridae. The coding region runs from base 69 to 419 and encodes 116 amino acids. The record is from RefSeq and is a predicted model, not a curated record.
GGACUUUUAUUGAACGCAUUUGACCCGGAAUUGAAUGUAAUCGACUCUCACACACGUUGCUCACAAGCAUGGCUCCCGGUGGGAAGAUCAACAGACCGAAGACAAAAUUAGGGAAGAACCUUUUCAAGAGGCGGCGGGUUAUGACCAAGCAGAAGAGGAAGAAGCACCGCAUUGUAGGAGCAGUGGUGGAUGCAGGUCUCAUAACUAAACACCAUCUGAAAAAGCGGAGCACCAGCUCCAGAGCGAACAUCACCCUUUCUGGGAAGAAAAGACGAAAGUUGCUAAAACAGCUGCGCCACAUGGAGAAAGAGAAAGCAACCAUGGAAGUUGAAGAAGCACCAAAGAAGAGACCGACUCCUGCUGAAAAGAAGAAAGAGAAGAAAAGCGCUGGUGAUGUGGAGAUGAUGGAUUUGGUAUAAAAACGAACUGUAUGGACAUUAUUAAAGCUACUAUUUUUUUUUUCCCCCCACAUGUAGACCGUACAGAAUCUGCACACGAAGCAUGUUCGCCUUUUUUGAUUACUGUGAUGAUUUUCAGAUGAACUGAAAGGAUUUCAAACUUGAUAAAUACUUCAAAACCAAUCAGCAGCACUAUAUCUGAAUUCUCUCUGUGUGUCAGAGCUGGUCCUUGCAGACCAUCUUCUUUGCAGUAUCACGAUUAAACAUCGUUACAGAACGACAGCAAGCAGAAUGUACAGUUUAAUAAAGACAUGAGGAGGAAACUGUUGGAUGAUGUCGAUUAGACUGUAUUGGAGUGUAUUGGAGCUUUUAUUUGAACAAUUAGAUUCAUUAAAUCUUUUUUUCUGACCAGAAAUUAUUUUAUUCUCUUGUUUUUGUUUUCUGUGUUUUGGAGACUAAUAAAAUUCACCUUAGUGUUUA